AUGUCUUCCCUUAUAUUCUAUGAUCUCCUCGCCCAACAGAAGCCAUUAAUUCUGGACGGUGCCCUCGCUACGGAACUCGAAGCCCGCGGCCUCGAUCUCAAGGAUCCGUCUUGGUCCGCCAAAGCGCUAUUCGGAGAGACCUCAUCCCUGAUCCGCGAUGUGCAUCUCGAUUACUUCAGCUCGGGCGCCGACGUCGCUAUAACGACGAGUUAUCAAGCCAGCACCCGCGGAUUGCAGGAGCAUCUCGGCCUCAGCCAGGAUGAGUCAAUAGAGCUGAUCAAGAAGAGUGUGCGGCUUGCACAGGAAGCACGUGAUAUUUACCUCGCCGAGGAGGGAUGUGCGAACGAGCCGUCACCAAAGCGACAAUCGCUCUUCAUCGCCGGCUCCAUCGGGCCCUACGGCGCCUACUUAGCCAACGGCUCGGAAUAUACUGGCGCUUACUCCCUCUCCCGCACCGAUUUUCUUGACUUCCACCGGCCGCGAAUGCAAGCGCUCUUAGACGCCGGCGUCGACCUCCUCGCGCUCGAAACCCAGCCGUCCUUCCCCGAGAUCCUUGCGCUUGUGGACUUGCUGGCUGAGUUUCCGGACGCGAGGGCCUGGGUCAGCAUGACGUUGCGGGAUGCCGAGACUUUGAGUGAUGGGAGUGCCAUAGCAACAGUGCUCGAGAGACUGAAUAAAUCGAGCCAGGUCCUUGCAGUGGGCGUCAAUUGUGUGCCGGAGGAUAUGGUGACGGUGGCGCUGAAGCAUAUGCGAGGGUUGACGGGUAAGCCGCUCGUAUGCUAUCCGAACUCUGGCGAGGUGUAUGACGCGGUGAGCAAGACCUGGGGCGGGACACGAGCGGAAGGCGAGAGGUUGGCGGAGAGGAUAAGAGAGUGGAGGCAGGCUGGGGCGAUGAUCAUUGGUGGUUGUUGUCGGACUGGACCGAAGGAUAUCCGGACCAUUGUGAAGGCUUGCCGGGGGUCGCUCUUGUAG
Messenger RNA from Coniosporium apollinis CBS 100218, 972 nucleotides. RefSeq lists its product as uncharacterized. Gene Ontology annotation, biological process: S-methylmethionine cycle. The transcript is spliced from 3 exons. The record is from RefSeq and is a predicted model, not a curated record. Bases 1 to 972 code for a protein of 323 amino acids. NCBI's taxonomy places the organism in Eukaryota, Fungi, Ascomycota, Dothideomycetes. Gene Ontology annotation, molecular function: S-adenosylmethionine-homocysteine S-methyltransferase activity.